This is a messenger RNA of Nymphaea colorata (pocket water lily), 327 nucleotides long. RefSeq lists its product as uncharacterized. Bases 1 to 327 code for a protein of 108 amino acids. The record is from RefSeq and is a predicted model, not a curated record. Lineage: Eukaryota; Viridiplantae; Streptophyta; Magnoliopsida; Nymphaeales; Nymphaeaceae. The transcript has a single exon.
AUGUUACGAACUCUAAGUCUGCAGAGGGAUGGGAAAAGGUACUAUAAGCUCGAGGAGGAGGAGCCCAUGUUGGGGAAUCCAAAUACUGGAAGUCUCGGUUCCCCUGUGAGGUGCAGGAAAGCCACCAUCUUGUUUCCGGGAUUUCGUCUUCUGAAAUCGAAGUUCAACCGGAAGCCGGCAGCAAUUCAUCCGCUGACAAGACUUUCAGACGCGUCGGAGUGCAAGAAGAUGACGAAGAGGCCGGAGACUGCGCGGUACUUGAAUUACUUGAAAGAGGCGGGGAGAUGGGAGGACAGUUCAGAUAGGCCUGUCAUGCAUUUUCCGUGA